UUUAGAGAGAAGAGCCAAGGGCUGUGGGAUUUUACCAUAUAGCGUUGCAAUCUUUGUUUCUGAAGUUGUGCUAAUGAUUAAAUAGUAGAUGAACUAAUACUUAAUUAGUUGCACUAAUGCUCAGUGUUACAUCUCUGCAUGUCGGUGCAACACAAGUGUUUAAAGACCUUUCUUCCUCUCAACUGCUGGAUAAAGAAGAAAGGGAGUUGGGAUCUCUUUACUCUUCCCUCCCUGUUGCUCACUGCUGCUGUUAGUGCCUUUUAUCCACCCAAGUGCAUCACUGCUUCUAGUUUUUUUCAGCAGAAAAGUUAGAAAGUGAGCUGAUGGGUCCUGGUCCUUUCAUUCUCCCCCAUUCCUGCACUAAUGCGUGCAUCUCAGGUUCCUGGUCUCAUGAAACCUGUUCUUGUGAAUCUAGGCAGAGAAUCUGGAUUAUAGUUAGGCACUUGGCUCAGCAGAACUAUUGCUUGGUUUUGUCUAUUCGUUGUAGUUGAGGCUGAUUCCAGUGAAGUUUUGGAUGAGUCCUAAUUGAUGCAAAGUGGAGAGUUUUUACAUAAGGUACAAUUAAGUGUGUACUUCUAGUAUGUUUAAAAAGUUUUCAGUGCUGGUUUGUUCUGACGCAACUCAGCAUAACUCUGGUUUUGAUACUUUUUUCUCUCUAUUCCUACAGACUUUGGCUCUAAAGCAUAUUAAGCAAAUUAAAUAACCACAACAAAUAUUUGCCCACAUGCUGGGGCACAGUCAUUUGGAGUUACUGAUAGAUGUUUGGUAGAUUUUAGGAUGUCAUUGGUGUCCUUCUUUCUACCUCCACCUUAAGCAGGAUUGGAUCUUCCCCACCCUCCCCUGAUUUCUGGAGUGUCUACAACAACAUCCCUCCCGUGACGAGUUUGCCCCUGAGAUGCAGUUACCACCUGAUGCGUGGAGAAAGACGGCCCCUAUGGGAAGAGGAAAGCAAUGCCAAAGGAGGUAUAUGGAAAAUGAAGGUCGCUAAAGAAAGUACGGCAGCAGUUUGGAAAGAGCUCCUGUUAGCAACUGUUGGAGAGCAGUUCACAGACUGCUGUGCUGCAGAUGAUGAAGUCAUAGGGGUGAGCAUCAGCGUUCGUGACCGUGAAGAUGUUGUACAAAUCUGGAAUGGGGAUGCCUCCUUAGCAAGUGAAGCAAAAGUGUUAGAAAAGAUACAUAAACUUCUGCCUCACACCUCUUUCAGAGCCGUGUUUUACAAACCACACAGAGAGCACCAUGCCUUUGAAGGCCGACGUGGGAGGCAUUAAAUGCAGCCUUACGUUUGUCACUUGCACUGUGGUGAGGUGUCUGAGUGAGAAGGACAGCAGGAGGCCCUGCAGAAACAUAACAUGUCAUGGUCCUCUUGAAUUUUAUGCUUCUCAUUGGGCUCUUGCUACUGAAAAUGAGGAAACACAGUUGGCCCUGACUGCUAAAUGUGCCAUUCACGACUUUUUUGCUUAAUUGUGAUUUUAAUUCAUUGGAUUUUUUUUCUUUAAAAAGUUAUUUGGCCACUAUUUUUUUCCAUCAGAUCAUUUGAUUCCUAUGAAGAUACAACACUUUGGAUUUUUCUGAACUGUUUGUAGUUAAAUGCAAACAUGCACAAACGUUGGAUGCUGCUUUUUUGAGAUGGAGGAAUACUGCCUGGGUGAAAUGUGUUUCAGUUUUCCUUUUGAGACAUUCCUAUCAUAUGAAGAUUUACUCCCUGUCUUUGUCCCGGGAGAUGAAGGAGUUGCAUGGCAUUAUCCUCACAGGCUCUUGCACUGACAACAGCACACAUCCUGCAAAAGUAAAUAGCAAAGUAUUCACUGAAUGGGCAACUGAAGAGAUGCAUUUAUAUGGUCUGACCCCGGGUGAGAUGAUGUUGAAUGUUUAAAGUGUGGUGACUCCCAAAGAACCCUGGUGCAGGCUAGGAGUUAGAGAUUUUGCAGUAAGAAACCCUGUGAACCCCUCACCUCCAAUUUAUUUCAGAAAGGAUGGUGCUUAUAAUCUUUUCAGCUUAUGAUCUUUCUCUGUACAUUCAUGACAGAAGUCACAAAUUCUUUCUAACCCAUUUGCCUAACCUGAUUCAUCCCUCAUGCUUCUGGAGAUGUCAGGCCUGCACCUGUAGAGGCUCAGAUCAGAAGUGCUGUUCGCUUUGGUGCAAAGGAAGAAGUUCUGUCACUCGUACUUCCAAGCUGUCAUGGCUCUCCAGGUCACCUAUUUUCUUUAAUUUACAGGAAACAAAUGGAUUUUGUUUUGUGGCAUGAAUGUGAAUAUUAACUGCAUUAAUCUGUAAAUGUUUGUGUUAAUUGAGGUGCUGGUUUGCUUUACUGUUCUACCAAAGAUUAAUUUAUCUCCUUGUGCAAGAAGAAGCCAUAAGAUAGAGAAGGAUUUGCACUCUGCUCAGCAUUGCUUUGUGGGCAAGAGUUCUUGUUUGGCAACUGGUCCAACGGCACUGAUCUCCACAUGUUUUAAGAAGCAGCCAUUAGAAUCAAAUGUAGCAAUAAGAAUUACACAUAGGAGAGGUUGGUUUUUUUUUUUUUUUUUUUUUUUUUUUUUUACAACUUUGUAUUUAUGAAUUCAAACUGUGCAGUUAGUGAGCAUUAUUAAUUAAACAAAGCUUUGAAAAUCCAA
This is a messenger RNA of Tympanuchus pallidicinctus (lesser prairie-chicken), 2613 nucleotides long. RefSeq names its product eukaryotic translation initiation factor 4E family member 3 (gene EIF4E3). Gene Ontology annotation, cellular component: eukaryotic translation initiation factor 4F complex. Gene Ontology annotation, biological process: translational initiation. The transcript has 6 exons. Gene Ontology annotation, molecular function: RNA 7-methylguanosine cap binding; translation initiation factor activity. The coding region runs from base 912 to 1268 and encodes 118 amino acids. The record is from RefSeq and is a predicted model, not a curated record. Lineage: Eukaryota; Metazoa; Chordata; Aves; Galliformes; Phasianidae.